GCCCGGCCCGGCCCGGCCCGGCCUGCGGAAAUAAAGUUUUGCGGGAAUGGAGGGGAAAAAGCUUAUUUCCGCAACAGACACACAAUAUUCUAGCGUGCUCCUUCAGUCUUUGAAUGAACAACGUGACCAUGGACUUUUUUGUGAUGUUACAGUCAUUGUGGAGGACCGGAAAUUUCGAGCUCACCGAAACAUCCUUUCAGCCUCAAGCACUUAUUUUCACCAGCUUUUCUCAGUGGCUGGUCAAGUGGUUGAACUGAGCUUUGUAAGAGCAGAAAUUUUUGCAGAAAUUCUUAAUUAUAUUUAUAGUUCCAAAAUAAUCAGUGUUCGAUCUGAUUUACUUGAUGAACUGAUUAAAUCAGGGCAGGAGCUGGGUGUUAAAUUCAUAGCUGAUCUGGGCAUACCUCCGGCCGAAGGCAAAAAUGUGCCAAGUGGGGUCAAAGACAGUGCUUCAGAAACUUCAGCUUCUAGUCCAAAUCAAAAAGAUGCUGAAACACAGGUAACUGUAAUCAGGCCAGAGGGUCAAGAGGCAACAGAUGGGAUGCCGGUUAUAACACAGUCAUUCUCCUUACAUGGCAUAGAAUAUGAGACUACAAAAAUUACAGUGAGCGAUUCGGAUGAUGAGGAUGAUGAUGUAAUUUUUUGUUCUGAGAUUGUUCCUCCAAAAGAAUGUACUAAAGACAAAAAUGCUGCAAGCCAGAACCAGCCUUGCUCAAGUCCAGCUGGAGCUUCUGACCAAAAAUCCUGUGGCAAUGGUGGCUCUCCCCAUUUGACAAACACCACAGCAGCUCAGAACCUCACGUUGUCUGCCAGUCAGCUAAGCCCAAACCAAACACAACCAGGUGCUGAAUCACGCGUCCCAGCAACACCGCAGCAUUUUACUCCUAAUAUCAUUGUGCUAAACAAGCCUCUGCUUAAUUCAUCACUUGGUGCCAGCUCCUUGCAUCAAACACAUGUGACUCCUACAAUUAAUUUACUUGAGGAGAACCAGCAGCCAUCCAAUAAUGGCUACGUAACUGAAGUGGAAGCAACUGCUGUUGAUGAUGAUGAGGUUAUUGAAGAUGAUGUCGAUAUCGUUAGCUCCUCUAGUCCUGGUUCGGUCAGCAGCAGCUCUUUGGUUCAGCAGCCUUCUGUUCCUAAGGCAGCGAGCACUGAAGGAUCAGGUGUCCAGAAAAAACAGGUUGUUACAUUUCCACAGGAGCCAUCUGCUAAACCUGGGGAAUUUAAAAUAAAAAUCUCAGAUGUCCUUUCUGGAAACAACAAGGAAUUAAGUUCAGGUCUAGCAUCAAAGAAUGUGGCAGAUGGGCAGAAAAUCAUAACAUUAGAUACAGCAACUGAAAUAGAAGGCUUAUCCACAGGCUGUAAGGUGUAUGCAAAUAUCGGUGAGGAUACCUAUGACAUAGUCAUCCCUGUGAAGGGUGAUUCUGAGGAAGGGGAAGCCAAGCCUGAUGACACACCCAAAAUGUCUGGUGAUGAAUCUCCAAAGGGGAAACGUAUGAAAGUAAAGCAUGAUGACCACUACGAGCUCAUCGUGGAUGGCAGGGUCUACUACAUCUGUAUUGUGUGCAAGAGGUCGUACGCAUGUCUGACGAGCUUGCGGAGACAUUUCAACGUCCACUCCUGGGAGAAGAAGUACCCAUGUCGCUACUGUGACAAGGUUUUUGCUCUUGCAGAAUAUCGUACCAAGCAUGAACUUCACCACACCGGGGAGCGAAGGUACCAGUGCUUGACAUGUGGCAAAUCUUUCAUCAACUACCAAAUUACGGUCUCCCACAUCAGAUCAGUUCACAGCCAAGACCCUUCUGGCGACACGAAGCUGUACCGGCUGCACCCCUGCAGGUCCCUGCAGAUCCGGCGGUACGCCUACAUCAGUGACCGCCCCAGCAGCGUCCCGGGGGUGAACGAGGGGGGAAUUGUCUAUCGUGUUGGCUCAGGGAAGGAUGGCACUGAAGGAACAUCAUCCAACCCUCCAGCCAAACAAAUUACCUGGGAUGACAUUUUCGUUCCGCAGGGAAAUGAAACAAUUUUUAAACAAAACCCGUCAGAGGGAAGUACUGAAUUUGAGUUUGUGAUACCAGAAUCUUACUGAAAUGUUUGAAAUGCUGGAAAAAGGAUUCAGCGCGAGAGCAUUGCAGCUGUUUUAACUGAACUGUUCAAAUUGCUGUAAAAUCAAAGGUUAAAGUCAAAAGAAAUGAACUUGUUCUAUCAUGUAAUCAAAUGGUAGUGCUUAGAUGGACCAUGUUAAAUGCAGUGAUUUGUGGAAGCAAUUAAUCAGAAAUUUUACUUUAAUAGAGAGUAAGACAUUUCUAAGGCACUACCAGUUAUGUUAAAUUUGAUCAAAACAUGAGAAUUUGUGGCUUGAAAAUGUAUAGUUCCUUCUAAAGAGCUGGAAAUAUUUCUAAAAUAACUGAGGUAUUUCCUGUACCCAUACUUACCAUCUAAACCCUUUCUUUCAUGUUAGCACUUUAAUGCUGAAUUCUGUUUAGAUGUUAACGAAGAAAACAGUAUGAUUUUUUCAUUGUGGUCAUAGAACCACAAAAAAAAAAAUCCCACAACUCACAUUUGUGAACAAGGGGUCAAAAUACAUGAUCCCCUUCUACACUGGAAUAGUCUGGUUUUGAGCUAGCAUCUUAAUUCUGCUUUUAUAAAUACUCUGAAUUAUCUGUCUUCAUGCAAAAAGUCUUGUCAACAAGCAAUACUCAAUUAGGGCUAACUUGAAUGAACUUUAGUUACACUUGGCAGUGUGGCGAGCAAAGUAUUCAGUGUCCUGGACCAUGAUAUUUUACUCUUUUUGCAAGGGAAAAAACCAAACCCCAUGAAGCUCAAUAGUGAAGAAGCUUAAAAAACUUAGGGAGGAGAUAAUGUUACCUUUUUCAUUGAGAAAUAUUGUUGCAUUUUCUUCCUGCUGGAAAAAUGCCAGUAAUUAGUUUGAUAUAAAGUGUUGCUCCUCUUUUUUUUUUUUUUUACUUCAAGA
Ficedula albicollis (Collared flycatcher) is the source of this 2971-nucleotide messenger RNA. It is a transcript of the gene ZBTB33, whose product is annotated as zinc finger and BTB domain containing 33. Bases 47 to 2086 code for a protein of 679 amino acids. The record is from RefSeq and is a predicted model, not a curated record. Gene Ontology annotation, biological process: regulation of transcription by RNA polymerase II. Gene Ontology annotation, cellular component: nucleus. Gene Ontology annotation, molecular function: protein binding; RNA polymerase II cis-regulatory region sequence-specific DNA binding; DNA-binding transcription factor activity, RNA polymerase II-specific. The transcript is spliced from 2 exons. Lineage: Eukaryota; Metazoa; Chordata; Aves; Passeriformes; Muscicapidae.